AUGGUGAUGUGCAGGUAUGGCUCCCUAGGGGCUUGCAUCGAAUCUCUAUGCACAGAGGAGGCUGACUUUGAUGCCUCUACAAGGUUCGAGGCCCUCGAUUUCGCGGCCAUUAUAGAGCAAGUUGGUAUGACUCAGAAGGAGGGCCGUCGGUUAUUCCGCAUACUGGACACUCAACGUGUGGGGGUCGUUGCUCUUGAGGAUCUUGCCUUGGCGGUAGCGGGCAAGCUGCCGCGUCGUCGCUCGAGUGUUGGAUCACCAAGACCCCAUCCGAGGCGUCGGGCGAGUGCAUCUCCAAGCGUUGACAGUGGUCGUAAGGGGUCGGCUGGGACCAUGGCCCAGCCCUCUACGGCUGUCCCUACUGUCAAGAAUCCGGUGGUGCAGUGCAAGGUUAACCCGCCUUCUGUUCCUAUGGCCCCUCAGAGUGGUACCAGUGAGAUCUACCUCGUUAUGAAUCCUCAAGGUAAGUACUGUGGCUCGAUCGUCGACGCGGAGGAUUGGCCGAAGCAUUUGAGACAUGAACACCAUACGAGGAGGGUCGCUGCCCAUUACCGAGCUGAGCAGCGGGAGUCAGUGAGGAAGUAUCCUGAUGGUCAAUUCCUCAUGGACAGCAAUUACAUCGAGAUCGGACAGGAUAACUACUUCCGUUGUACACUUUGCAACAAGAAGGCUUAUGGCUUCGAUAUGAUAAUUGAAAGCCACUGUACGAGUGAUAAGCAUAAGCGUGCUGUUGAAUGGGCAGCUCGGAGUAGUCCUCCACCGACGGACAGGCGCUUUGGUCGCGAUGCGACGCCUGGUGACAGUAGUAAUGAAGAAGGAGAAUUCAUGCGGGCUCAACGACUGAAGAAGGAUGAAGAAGGGUGGAUUGUGUGCACGUUGUGUAACAAGAAGUUCUUCGAAAUCGAGAGCGCCAAGAGCCACUGCAUUUCUAACAAGCACGUUGAGAAUGUGAAGUGGGAUGAUGAUAACCGUCGACUCUACAGUCCUGAGCUUGGGAAGCUCACUGCAGACGGACAUGACUUCGUACAGUCCAACUAUCUUGAAAUGAACGGCACCAUGUUCAGCUGUCCGCUUUGUGACAAGCAGUUUUAUGAUAUUGGUGAAACACGUGUGCACUGCGAUGCGAAAGCUCAUAUAAAAGCUGUGAAAUGGAAGAACUCUGAUAACACUGAGAAGACGGAUGAUCCGGACUACAAUGCUGCUUAUAAGAAACAGUUUUACCGCACAGAAGAUGGUCAGGAGGUCGCCACUGUGGCCGGAGUGAUCGGCAGUGGUGAGGACGAUGCACCUUGCAACUACCCCAAUGAGUUAGUCAAUCAAGGGUAUCUCCGUUGCGAGACUUGCGAUACGAACCUUCUGAGCUGGGAUAGGUGGAAGGAACAUCUCAACUCGAAGAAGCACUUGAGAAGACGGGCGGCCUUGGACGAGGAAUACGUCUGCUACUGGCAGAAGCUCCACGCAGGAGGGGUCGACUAUUACUACGAACACCUAUCCCAGAUUUGGCAGUGGGGAGCAGUGCCAGAUGGACGUAUGAGGGUUAAGUUCUGUGAAUGUCUGUAA
Messenger RNA from Perkinsus marinus ATCC 50983, 1557 nucleotides. RefSeq lists its product as hypothetical. The coding region runs from base 1 to 1557 and encodes 518 amino acids. The transcript has 10 exons. Gene Ontology annotation, molecular function: zinc ion binding; nucleic acid binding. The record is from RefSeq and is a predicted model, not a curated record. NCBI's taxonomy places the organism in Eukaryota, Perkinsozoa, Perkinsida, Perkinsidae.